GCAUUGCUGUGCAGUGCGUUCAUCCCCUUCUUUUCCGGUUACUUCCCGCCGAAAUUCCGAGGCGUUCGUUAUGCCGAUGGGGGAUUUAGUGACAACUUGCCCGUGUUGGACGAAAACACCAUCACUGUCAGCCCUUUCUGCGGGGAAAGCGAUAUCUGUCCGCAGGACAGUAACGUAUCAUUGCUGCAGGUAUCGCGGAGUAAAACUUGUUUCCGACUUGCAUGCUGCAUGACCGUGGCCUAUAAUUGCGCUAAUCCUUUCUUGUAAGCAUUCCAUUUGCAUGCCACACGCUGCAUGAUCCGUCUCAUUUCUCAAAACGACACUCUAAGAUGCACUUUACCCAUCUAAUGCACAGCAAAGGAAAAUACGCAUUUUUACCUAUUCGAUAUCCGCUUGUUGAAGAUGAUAGUGUUCAGGGAAUUCUUUGGGAUAUAUAUAUAUAUAUAUAUAUAUUCAAGUACUGGGAAGUGAGGUCAUUAGUAUCUGGUGUAAAUCUUAUCUGUUACCGUGUCACCUACUCACUUGACCUUUGUCCUCAUGCCACGUACCGAGAGGCAGGUAUAUGGAUGCUCAAUAGGUUUUGCCAAAAUAUGUUUAUUUCCCAGAAUACAUAAAGUGAUGGACUUCAUAAUCUCACAUCCAAUCCAAAUACUCAUCUCUAAUGUUUGCACACCAUUGCACUUUCAGCCAUUUAUAGCAUAUACGAUAGUCUGGUAUAUUUCUUCUUAAUCGACACUUAAUUUUGACAAUCUUCAUUCUUAAUCGACACUUGGGGCGAAGUACUGCUUUGGAAAAAAAAUUAGCGCAUCUUGGAAACCUUUAUUGGGAGUCAUUAUGCAAAUUUGCUGCAUGGUAAUGGCUUGAAUUAGCAAUUCUCAAAUCAAGGAUUUAGGAGAAAGGCAGAGAUUGCAUAUUCAGGACUUUGGCCAAUUUGCAAAUGAGGCAAAUGCUUGGUACUGAGUUCCCUAAAUGCUUUACUAAGUGGUCAAUGGUAAUAUAUUGGUUUGUGGAUGUUAGCAAAUAACAUUUUGCAGGGUUUGAAGGUGUCAUGGGCAUUACUUUUUAAACAGGAAAAUUAAAAAAUCACAGUCAACCCUUAUAGAACAUUCCUCCAGUACUGUCUUGAGUGGCAAUGGCAUAUAGGGACUCAUCUGCAAGUGAAAUGAGAAUGAGCAAACUCACAACAGCAUGUUCUUGGAUGAAGUUUCUUUCUGGCUUUCUGUAGGCACUGCUAUGCUCUGCUUUCAUCCCUAUUUUCUCUGGUUGGGUCCCACUGAAACUCAGGGGGGUCCGCUACAUUGAUGGUUGCUUCAGUAACAACAUCCCACUGCUGGAUGAGCACACCAUCACUGUCAGUCCCUUCUGUGGGGAAACAGAUAUCUGUCCUCGUGAUCCCUCAGCCUCUUUAUUACAGGUAUGGCCUGAGCAUGCUCACUUUUGCAUUCAUUGCUUCUUGAGUCUCAGUUGAAUUGCAUGAUUACAUGUGAAGCUGACAUGAGUCCAAAAUAUAAACAGAGCAGGAGGUGAUCCUAGAACAACUGGAUUCAAUCCCUCUAACAGAUUAAUUUGGCGAAUACAAGCAUUGAGCUCUCACGCGAGAACCUGUAUCGAAUGGCCAGGAUACUCUUCCCACCAGAGCCUGAAAUUCUUUCCAGGAUGUGCCAACAGGGAUUUGAUGAUGCACUCAAGUUCCUGCAAAGAAAUCAGCUGAUAUCCUGCACAAGAUGUCUUUCAGUGACAUCAACCUUUCAACUAUCGCAGACAGUGGAAGAGACCUUGAGACAUGAUCUGGAAUGUACUGACUGCAAGGUUCAGAGACAGGUUGCACUCCUGGACAGUCUUCCAGAGACAGUGACAUCCAUCCUACAGGAAGCUAUUGACUCUGCAAACAAGGGCCUUGUCAAUUGGGUCUUUCGACAUAGAGGCUCCAGCCUGAUCUCUGUUCUAGCAUUGCCCUAUGUCCUGCCUAGAGAUAUUGCUCAUGCCACUUUCCUUAGAUUUUGUGAUGCCAUUCCAAAACUAACAGGAGAUUUUGCACAGCUGGCCCUCUCUCUUGUCAAGUUCAUUGUUGCAGUAAUUAAGAAGAUGAAUGACAAGCGAGAGCAAUUCAGUGCCAAAUUUUCUUGUCAACUUGCAAUCACAGAAUAUAGAGAAUAUGAUAUGCCUGGUGCAAUCAACUUCAUACGAAACAAGUACAACUUUGACUUCACUUUUGACCUCAACAAUGGGGGUCUUCCUCAUUCUCAGAGUGAAGCCUUGUCUCUCAACACCCAAGCAGCAGAGGAUUACUUGCAGCAUCAUUAUCAACCUCUGCAUGCAAUCCAGGAAGAUGGACAGGGAGAAAAACCUUUAGCAGAAUCCCACCAUGAUGACACCUUUGAGCAAAUCUUGGAAGUCACCUCUCAUCAGGAUGCUGUUAUGGCCUACUACUAUCUUGAUAGUAAAAAUCAGGUAAAGGUGAAGGAGAUAUUUGAUGUGACAGAUGCUGACACUAGUGCUAUUUUGGCACCAGAAGAGAGAGUUCAGAAUGCUGACCUUCAAUUUGAUAGCUUCAUUGAAGGUGAAAAAUACGAAAGCUCCUGUAAUUGGCAGUUGGCAGGAGACCCAGAUGAAGCAUAUCUGGAUACUUUUCAAAUGGAUGCCAGUGAUUUCACCAAGGAAAUGAAUGUCAAUGAGAGAGGAUCACCCAGUGACCAUGAGGCAUCUUACAUGAUAUUUGAGUCAUGAUUGCGGCCUCUUCUCUUCAGCUUCAUUCCAGUAUUUUAUUUAUUGGGAAAUGUUGAGAAGAGAAUAUCAUCUAAGCAACUUUUAUGACUUCUAUGUGCCUCAAACUUUGUCUUGUUUCAAAUGCCAGAUUCUUUUUGAAGUUCCCUCUUGCUGAAAUUUGGGAAUGUCUUAAUUUUCUUACCAUUGAACAGAGAAAGUUUAUUUUAUUUCAACUGCUUCAUGUAGGCAUAUCGACACACCAUGAGCAUUAUUCUAGUGGGAUUAUUUCAUUUUAAUUUAGUUUAUCAGUUAAUACUUCUAUUAGGUCAGGCCUUUUCUGCUUUUAAUGACAAUUUUUGAAUAGAGUUAGAAUGUCUGAUCUCAGAAAAUGGGAUCUUGACGAACUCUUUGUGGACCGGUGCAUUGUAUAUUUUAUUUAUGGUUCUUUCCUGGAGCUGGCCCUCUAGGUUAAUAACAGAUCCUGUGAUAGCUGAAUGCCCGUGGCAGACAUUCAAUCUGUCAUCCCCUACCAUCAAUGUCAUCUAUGACCUAAUUAUGUGAUGCUACAAGAUUGUGAUCCUGGGGAAGUCCCUGUGAGAAUGUAUGGAGGCAUCUUGAGUGCUGCUCUCUUCCAAAUAAAUGCAUUAGCCAGCCAG
This is a messenger RNA of Darwinula stevensoni, 3362 nucleotides long. The record is from the annotation of a GenBank genome assembly. NCBI's taxonomy places the organism in Eukaryota, Metazoa, Arthropoda, Ostracoda, Podocopida, Darwinulidae.